Messenger RNA from Fonsecaea pedrosoi CBS 271.37, 192 nucleotides. RefSeq lists its product as uncharacterized. NCBI's taxonomy places the organism in Eukaryota, Fungi, Ascomycota, Eurotiomycetes, Chaetothyriales, Herpotrichiellaceae. The record is from RefSeq and is a predicted model, not a curated record. The transcript has a single exon. The coding region runs from base 1 to 192 and encodes 63 amino acids.
AUGCAACGCAUCUCAUAUCGCUCUACCGUGCUGUCGUCCGAGACGUCAAGCCGCGACAUGCACAAAGCCUUCGAGGCAUCACCACGCCCCAAGUUUGUUUCCUACACCGAUCGACGGCAGCAUGCUGAGACUCAUCCUCCUCCACCCCCACCAUCACCAGUCCAUUGGACCCGUGAGAAGCAGAGCCGCUAG